CUGUUUGGCGGCCAUUUCUCUUGAAACUGCGGCUCGGGACCUGCGGUACCUGCUGUAGUCACGAGGGACGGGCGGCGGCCUGGUCGGCAGAGAGUAGCCUGCAACAUUCGGCCGUGGUUACGAUGAGUUUACCCCUCAAUCCCAAACCUUUCCUCAAUGGACUAACAGGAAAGCCAGUGAUGGUGAAACUUAAGUGGGGAAUGGAGUACAAGGGCUAUCUGGUAUCUGUAGAUGGCUACAUGAACAUGCAGCUUGCAAAUACAGAAGAAUACAUAGAUGGAGCUUUGUCUGGACAUCUGGGUGAAGUUUUAAUAAGGUGUAAUAAUGUCCUUUAUAUCAGAGGUGUGGAAGAAGAGGAAGAAGAUGGGGAAAUGAGAGAAUAGCAUCUUUUGUGGGGGAUUUUUUUUAUAUAUAUUUCUAGACAAUAAAGAUUUGUUUGUUUUUCAACUUGA
Molecule: messenger RNA, 452 nt
Organism: Homo sapiens (human)
Lineage: Eukaryota; Metazoa; Chordata; Mammalia; Primates; Hominidae
Gene: SNRPF
Product: small nuclear ribonucleoprotein polypeptide F
Exons: 4
Coding region: 123-383 (86 amino acids)
Biological process (GO): protein-RNA complex assembly; mRNA splicing, via spliceosome
Cellular component (GO): U1 snRNP; post-mRNA release spliceosomal complex; cytosol
Molecular function (GO): RNA binding
Source: RefSeq, marked validated